AUGGUACUAACAUACAAAUGUUCUUCAUCAAUCAGUGAAGGCAGUAGUUCAGGUAGUUCAAAUAUUUCAAGUGAUACUGCAUCAGACAGCAGUAUGUAUGUCUGUCAAUCGUAUCAGUCAACCUAUGCUCAGUAUCAGCAACAAGAAAUUCCAUUCAGGGAAAACAGUUUUAUAGGUGAUAGACCUAUAUUAGAUGAAUAUGAUUUUAUUGUCAUCGGAGCAGGUCCAGGAGGCUGUGUCGUGGCAAACCGUUUAUCUGAACAGCCAAAUUGGUCAGUACUUUUAUUGGAAGCAGGACAAGAUGAAUCUAUAUACACGGAUAUACCAGGAGCAGUACUAUUUCUAGAUGGAACAAGCUAUAAUUGGGGUUAUACCGCUGAGCCAGCAAAAAACGCCUGUUUUGGGUAUAAAGAUAAUCGUUGUCCAUGGCCGAAAGGAAAAGGCAUGGGAGGAUCAUCGAUUAUAAAUGCCAUGAUUUACACAAGAGGAAAAAAAGAAGAUUAUGAUACAAUUGCAGCACUAGGAAAUGACGGCUGGAGUUACGAUGAUGUAUUGCCCUAUUUCUUAAAAUCCGAGAACAAUUCAAUACCAGAAUAUCAAAAUUCACCUUUCCAUUCACAAAAAGGAAAUUUACAUGUCGAACGAGUUAGAUAUCAUUCAUCAUACGUUGACAAAUUUAUAGAAGCCGGCGGAGAAUUAGGAUUAAAUAAAAAUAUUGACUAUACAGUUAAUCCUGAUAAUGGGGUAUCACGUUUCCAAGCCACAACUCUAAAUGGACACAGAGUAUGUAUAUUGAUUAAUAGUGAAUAA
Messenger RNA from Acyrthosiphon pisum (pea aphid), 810 nucleotides. Its product is annotated as glucose dehydrogenase [FAD, quinone]. Bases 1 to 810 code for a protein of 269 amino acids. Lineage: Eukaryota; Metazoa; Arthropoda; Insecta; Hemiptera; Aphididae. Gene Ontology annotation, molecular function: flavin adenine dinucleotide binding; oxidoreductase activity, acting on CH-OH group of donors. The record is from RefSeq and is a predicted model, not a curated record. The transcript is spliced from 2 exons.